Opisthocomus hoazin is the source of this 1249-nucleotide messenger RNA. The record is from RefSeq and is a predicted model, not a curated record. Lineage: Eukaryota; Metazoa; Chordata; Aves; Opisthocomiformes; Opisthocomidae.
AUGGGUUACCCAGGGGAACCCACCUGCAUCUGCAGGACCUGGUGCCGUGGCGGAGUCAGCAGCUACAGUGAGAAAGAUGAAACGGGAACUUCGUCAGCUCAAGAGAAUAUGAUCUCCGAUAAUGGCAAACUGACUUCUGUGUUAAUAGGGGGGCCAUUGCCUCGAGGACAUGAGUUUGAACUACACGAUGUUCGAUUUCACUGGGGGAGAGAAAACCAGCGUGGUUCUGAACACACGGUUAAUUUUAAGGCCUUUCCCAUGGAGCUUCAUCUAAUGCACUGGAACUCCACACUGUACAGCAGCAUUGAUGAGGCAGUAGGGAAGAAGCACGGCAUAGCUAUUAUUGCUUUGUUUGUGCAGAUAGGAAAAGAGCAUGUAGGCCUAAAGGCUGUAACUGAAAUUCUCCAGGACAUCCAGUACAAGGGAAAGUCCAAAACAAUACCCUGUUUUAAUCCCAACUCUUUAUUGCCAGAUCCUCUUCUGCGUGACUACUGGGUGUAUGAGGGCUCUCUAACCAUUCCACCCUGCAGUGAAGGAGUCACCUGGAUAUUAUUUCGCUAUCCUUUGACUGUGUCCCAAGUGCAGAUAGAGGAAUUUCGUAGACUGAGGACACAUGUUAAAGGUGCAGAACUUUUAGAGGGCUGUGAUGGAAUCCUAGGAGAUAACUUCAGACCAACUCAGCCACUUAGCGACAGAGUCAUCAGGGCUGCAUUUCAGUAGCAGAAGAGGAAGAACAACAAAAAUAAAUCUUUAUUCAGAGGGAGGGAAGACAAUGCUCCCACAGUGCCCUCGGAUGAGAAAUGGAAACUUUUGAGGCUGCUGCUUCAGUUGAACGACAAAGCCUGUAUUGUUUGUCUUCAUCUAAUUCAGCCUUGACAGACAGCUGUGACAGUUGGCCUGUCCACACAGUCCAGUGAAAUUCUGGGAAUGGGGCUGUACAUUAAAAGAAUAAAACACAUUAAAUCUUCCGAUUCACACUGUUAACUAUUUUUAAAUGGUAAUUAUCAUUGCUUAUAUAGUUUCUUUACCGUGGCAUUCAGUAGUGGUCUGUGAUCCAAACAGUACUGAUUUUAAGCUCGGUAUGAGAAAAUGUAGAAAUGUAGAAAUAUAUGUGGAAAUACUCAUUAUUAUUUUGAAUGUUAGAUUUAAUUUUAUUCCAUAUCAUCUCUUGUGCUGUCAGUAACCAUUUUUUCUGUAGAGGGGAGGUGCAUUCUAUAAAGCUAAUAAAAACAUUGUUUGUUCACAGAGA